UGCUCAGUUCAUUUUUGCAAGAAUCUAUCUAUCUAUCUAUCUGUAUGCAUGGCUUCCUCCUUCUCCAAAUCCAAAACAUUGAUUCCUAACCUCCUAAGCUCAACACUGGGUGGUCUUCUUCGUCGGACACUAAUUCCGUCCGCGAUUCCGCGCUUUGGUCCCGCUUUUGUAACGUCUCGCCGUUUUGAAUCAAUCCGAGCUGAACCCGCUGAGAGUCCUGAUGAUUUGGAGGUCCUGGAUUUCCCAGGAGGGAAGGUUAAAUUCACCUCCUAUAUGAAAUUUAUUUCUGAAACUCAUGAUGAAAGGAUUCACUGCUACCGGGUCCUCAAUGAUGAUGGUUUCCCCGUCACUAACAAUUUUGUGAAGAUUGACAAGAAGGUUGCUGUGAAAAUGUAUACCGAUAUGAUCACACUUCAAACUAUGGAUACCAUUUUCUACGAAGCUCAAAGACAAGGAAGAAUAUCAUUCUAUGUUACAACAAUUGGAGAAGAGGCCAUCAAUAUUGCAUCAGCUGCAGCACUUCACAUGGAUGAUUUCAUCUUUCCUCAGUACAGGGAGCCCGGAGUUCUGAUAUGGAGGGGAUUCACUCUACAGGAAUUUGCCAACCAGUGCUUUGGGAAUAAAGAUGAUAAUGGAAAAGGCAGGCAGAUGCCUAUCCAUUAUGGAUCUAAUCAACACAAUUACUUCACCGUCGCAUCAACUGUUGCUACACAAAUUCCCCACGCUGUUGGUGCUGCAUAUUCUUUGAAGAGGGAUGGAAGGGAUGCCUGUACUGUUGUGUAUUUUGGAGAUGGAGGCUCUAGUACGGGUGACUUCCAUGCUGCAUUAAAUUUUGCGGGGGUGAUGGAGGCACCAGUGAUCUUUUUCUGCCGGAAUAAUGGCUGGGCAAUAAGUACCCCUGUUAGUGACCAGUUUAGAAGCGACGGUGUUGUUAGCAGGGGGAAAGCGUAUGGAGUUCGCAGCAUUCGUGUCGAUGGAAAUGAUGCUGUUGCUAUAUUCAGUGCAAUGAGUGCUGCUCGUGAGAUGGCUGUUAAGGAGCAUAAGCCUGUUCUAAUCGAGGCCCUCACAUACAGGGCAGGACACCACUCCACUUCAGAUGACUCCACCAAAUAUCGUCCCGCCGAUGAAAUUGAACUGUGGAAAAGUGCACGGGAUCCUGUAACGAGGUUUCGGAAAUGGAUUCAAAGAGAAGGUUGGUGGGACACUGCGGCUGAAUCACAACUUCGUGGCAAUCUCAGGAAGCAGGUGUUACAUGCAAUUCAAGUAGCAGAAAGAGCAGAGAAACCACCUAUCAGUGAAGCGUUUACAGAUGUUUAUGAUGUUCCUCCUGCCAACCUAUGCGAGCAAGAGAUGUCACUCAGAGACACCAUCACAAGGCAUCCGCAGGACUAUCCUUCUGAUGUUCCUUUCUAGAACGAUCAAUCGAUCAAUCAAUCAAUCUACUUUAUUUUCAUUUUUAGGAAAUAAAAGUUGUGGGAAGAUAAUCGGCAUGAUUGCUGCCAUCAAUCAAUAUGAUGUGAACAUCUGACUGAA
Messenger RNA from Ipomoea triloba (trilobed morning glory), 1533 nucleotides. Its product is annotated as 2-oxoisovalerate dehydrogenase subunit alpha 2, mitochondrial. Gene Ontology annotation, biological process: branched-chain amino acid catabolic process. Lineage: Eukaryota; Viridiplantae; Streptophyta; Magnoliopsida; Solanales; Convolvulaceae. Gene Ontology annotation, molecular function: oxidoreductase activity, acting on the aldehyde or oxo group of donors, disulfide as acceptor. The record is from RefSeq and is a predicted model, not a curated record. The coding region runs from base 49 to 1413 and encodes 454 amino acids. The transcript is spliced from 9 exons.